AUGGCUCUCAUGGCGGCCUUGGAAUCUGACCUUCGGGCUCUAUCGGCCGAAGCUCGUCGCCGUUACCCUGCCGUUAAAGAUGGGGCGGAGCAUGCAAUCAUAAAGCUCCGCAAUUUGUCUAGUCCUAGUGAAAUUGCACAUAAUGAGGAUAUUCUACGAAUUUUUUUAAUGGCAUGUGAAGUGAAGACUGUAAAACUCAGUGUAAUUGGACUUUCCUGUCUGCAAAAGCUCAUAUCCCAUGAUGCAGUUGCACCAUCAGCUUUGAAGGACAUACUUUCAACAUUGAAAGAUCAUUCCGAGAUGGCAGAUGACACUGUUCAACUUAGAACCCUGCAGACUCUGUUGAUAUUGUUUCAGUCACGUUUACACCCACAAAAUGAGGAAAAUAUGGCUCAAGCACUAUAUGUAUGUCUUCGGCUUCUUGAGAACAACCGUAGCUCUGAUAGCGUAAGAAACACUGCUGCCGCUACCUUCCGACAGGCAGUAGCAUUGGUGUUUGAUCAAGUAGUUGUUGCUGAGACUCUUCCUGUGGGGAAGUUUUCUUCCGGAGUUCAUCUUUCUCGAUCUAGUUCCGUUACUGUUGAUGUUAAUCGGAGUAUGAACCUUUCAGAGUCACCUGGAAAAGACUUUGAAUCUGAGAGAUCAUUAUUGAGGAAAGAGACCCUGACAGAUCCUGGAAAGAUUGGACUUCGCUUACUAGAAGACCUGACAGCUCUUGCUGCAGGUGGAUCUGCAAAUUGGCUGCAAGUUCAUUCACUUCAACGGAUAUUUGCCCUUGAUAUACUUGAGUUCAUUCUAUCAACUUAUGUGGUUAUUUUCAAGACCCUGGUUCCUUUUGAACAGGUUUUGCGCCACCAGAUAUGUUCUCUUCUGAUGACUUCACUUCGUACUGAUGCAGAGCUUGAAGGAGAAGUUGGGGAACCUUCAUUUCGGCGGUUGGUUCUGCGAUCGGUUUCUCAUAUUAUUAGGUUGUACAGUACAGCACUUGUCACAGAGACAGAGGUUUUCAUUAGCAUGCUCGUGAAGGUUAUCUUUCUUGAUCUACCACUUUGGCAUCGCAUUCUUGUUCUUGAGAUCUUGCGGGGGUUCUGUGUGGAAGCAAGGACUUUGCGGAUCCUAUUCCAAAACUUCGAUAUGCACCCCAAGAACAUUAAUGUUGUGGAGAGUAUGGUUAAAGCACUCGCUCGAGUUGUUUCUAAUGUACAGGCUCAAGAAGCAAGCGAGGAGAGCUUGGCAGCUGUUGCAGGAAUGUUUAGUAGUAAAGCUAAAGGAGUUGAGUGGAGCCUUGAUAAUGAUGCAUCCAAUGCAGCUGUGGUGGUUGCUAGCGAAGCCCAUCUAAUAACACUGGCAAUUGAAGGGCUCCUCGGUGUUGUUUUUACAGUGGCUACUCUGACAGAUGAAGCAGUAGACACUGGAGAGCUUGAAUCCCCUAAGUUUGAUCAUGAUCCUGCAUCCAAAUGCGCUGGUCAACUGGCAGUGCUAUGCCUCGCAAUGGUAGACUCAUUCUGGUUGACUAUUCUUGAUGCGUUGUCCCUUAUUUUAUCAAGGUCACAAGGAGAGGCUAUUGUCUUGGAAAUAUUGAAAGGUUACCAGGCAUUCACACAGGCAUGUGGGAUUCUUCAUGCUGUUGAGCCUCUGAACUCUUUUCUUGCAUCGCUUUGUAAAUUCACCAUCAAUGUCCCAAAUGAAGUAGAGAAGAGGAGUGCAGCACAGUCUCCAGGGUCAAAACGUUCUGAGCAACUAGUUGAACAGAAGGACUCCAUAGUUCUUACUACCAAGAAUGUGCAGGCCUUGAGGACUCUCUUCAACGUUUCUCAUAGAUUGCACAAUUUUUUGGGGCCAUCAUGGGUUUUGGUUUUGGAAACUUUAGCUGCUCUAGACAGAGCAAUCCAUUCACCACAUGCUAGUACACAGGAGGUGUCAGCAGCUGUGCCCAAGCUUACAAGAGAAUCUUCUGGCCAAUAUAGUGAUUUCAGCAUUCUUUCUUCUUUGAAUUCUCAGCUGUUUGAGAGCUCAGCAAUGAUGCAUAUAGCUGCUGUUAAAUCACUACUUUCUGCACUGUGCCAAUUGUCAUAUCAAUGCAUGUCCACAGCAACAGUAUCGGGCAGCUUUGGACCAGGAAUCAGUCAAAAAAUAGGAACCAUUAGUUUUGCUGUCGAGAGGAUGCUAUCCAUCGUUUCCAACAAUGUUCACAGAGUUGGACCACUGUGGGGUCAGAUUGCUGGUCACUUCCUGGAGCUUGCUGAUACCCCUAAUCAACAUUUACGCGCCAUGGCACUUGAUGCAUUAGAUCGCUCAAUGACUGCAAUUUUAGGUUCUGAAAGCUUCCAUGAUUAUGUGUCAUCCAGAUCCAAUGGGCCACCAGAUAUGACGAGCAAUACAGAGCUGAAAACACUCGAGUGUUCCAUCAUAUCUCCCAUUAGGGUUCUCUAUUUUUCCUCUCAAAGCGUUGAUGUUCGUACUGGAUCGUUAAAGAUUCUUCUGAAUGUUUUGGAGAGACAUGGUGAAAAGUUAUACUACAGUUGGCCAGAUAUUUUAGAACUGCUGAGGCGCAUUGCUGAUUCACCAGAGAAAGAUCUUAUAUCCCUGGGCUUUAAGAGUCUCCGUGUUAUAAUGAAUGAUGCGAUUACCUCUAUACCUGUAGAGUGCCUUAACGUAUGCAUUGAUGUCAGUGGAGCAUACAGUGGACAGAAGACAGCGCUAAAUAUAAGUUUGACAGCAGUAGGCCUCUUGUGGACGACAGCUGAUUUUAUUGCUAAGGCAGUUCCAAAUAGGCCACCGCAAGACAAGCAAACAAGUACUUCAGGCAUGCAUUCUGACCAGAAUCCUAUUAAGGGAAAAUCAAAAGAAGAAGAGACUCCCCCAUCACCUAAUUCAUUCACUGAUGAGCCCUCUUCAGAACAUGUCAUGGACUGUGACCAAUUGCUCUUCUCUGUUUUCUCUUUACUACAAAGGCUGGGAGCUGACGAAAGGCCGGAGGUUAGAAAUGCAGCUGUCAGGACACUUUUUCAAACUCUAGGGAGUCAUGGGCAAAAGCUUUCAAGAAGAAUGUGGGAAGACUGUCUCUGGAAUUACAUCUUCCCUGCUUUGGAUCGUGCAUCUCACAUGGUAGCUACUUCCUCGAAAGAUGAAUGGCAGGGCAAAGAACUAGGAACUCGGGGAGGGAAAGCUGUUCAUAUGUUGAUUCAUCACAGUCGGAACACUGCUCAAAAGCAGUGGGACGAAACACUUGUUCUAGUCCUCGGUGGAAUAGCACGUUUGCUACGUUCGUUCUUUCCAUUUCUCAGUGGCCUGAAAAACUUUUGGGCAGGGUGGGAGUCGUUGAUUUUGUUUGUAAAGAAUAGCACUUUAAGUAGCAGCAAAGAGGUUGCCAUUGCUGCAAUAAAUUGUCUUCAGACAACUGUUAUUUCUCAUGCUCACAAGGGAAAUCUGCCAAUGUCUUACCUUGUCUCGAUACUUGAAGUUUACGAGUAUGUUAUGCAAAGACCAUUAAGCUACGGUGGUAAUGCAACUAGCAAGGUGAAGCAGGAGAUCAUACAUGGUCUGGGAGAACUGUAUGUGCAGGCACAUAAGAUGUUUGAUGAUCACAUGUUCUCUCAGGUGCUUGAUAUCAUAAAGUUGGCUGUUAAGCAAGCACUGAUGACCAACGAAAACUUUGAAGCUGAAUUUGGGCACAUUCCACCUGUGAUGCGUACUGUCCUGGAAGUCUUACCUUUGCUACGUCCAAGUGAGCAAAUCUCUGGAAUGUGGCUAAUCCUGUUAAGGGAGAUUUUCAAAUACCUUCCUAAGUCCGAUCUUUUACAUGAUGAGGAUGAGGGAGCUAAACAAGCGAGCUUAGGAGAAAAUACUGCAGACAACCUAAUGAAGAGAAAGAAUGAAACCCCGAGUGGAGCUAGUUCUGGCCUCUCAAAACAAGUUGAAUCUCCACCCCAGAGCUCCGGAUCAGCUGCGGCUGUCAUUUCAAAUUAUUCUUUUGCAGAGAAGCUAGUCCCUGUGCUAGUUGAACUCUUGCUUCAAGCUCCGACUGUUGAGAAGUAUAUCAUUUUCCCGGAAAUAAUUCAAAGCCUUGGAAGAUGCAUGACGACAAGAAGAGAUAAUCCAGACGGUUCACUCUGGCGGGCUGCUGUUGAAGGCUUCAAUCGCAUCCUCAUCGAUGACGUCUGCAAAGACGGUGAGCCUGAUUCAGAAGUUAGCCGGCCUGCCAGACUACGUGUGUGGAAGGAAGUUGCCGACGUGUAUGAAAUAUUCCUGUUGGGUUACUGUGGGCGUGCCAUUCCCACCACCUCUGUCUCACCCAUAGCACUUGAAGCAGACGAGGCGCUCGAGAUGGCCUUCUUGAAAGUUCUAGGCGACAAGAUUCUUAAAUUGCAGACUGAUGCCCCUGUCGAUAUUCUACAACGACUAGUUUCCACGAUGGAUGGCUGUGCAUCACGAACGUGCUCUUUGCCGGUUGAGACAGUCGAGCUUAUGCCGCCCCACUGUAGCAGAUUUUCCAUGCAUUGCUUGCAGAAGGUAUUUGCAUUGAGCAGUUGUGACAAUGAAAUGACGAGCUGGAACUCUACGAGAUCUGAAGUGAGCAAAAUUGCGAUCACACUCCUUCUAAGCCGAUGCCACUACAUAUUCAACAGAUUUCUAGUUGAUGAAAAACACUUGGGUGAUCGUCCGCUGCCAAGAACUAGGCUGGAAGAGAUCAAGUACGUGCUUCAAGAGCUUGCGUGUCUCGAAAUCCAUCCCGAAACAGCAACUGUCCUUCCUUUACAUCCUUAUUUGAGAGAUGGCUUGGCGGACAAGGAAGAACAGAAGAGGCGUCCACAUUUGCUCGUUCUGUUCCCAUCAUUGUGUGAGCUCAUAAUGACACGGGAAGCGAAAGUGCGAGACUGUGUUCAAGUUCUGCUGAGACUCGUGUCCAAAGAACUUGGGCUUGAAAAGGAGGAUCAGCGGUCAACCCAUAUCUGA
Molecule: messenger RNA, 4956 nt
Organism: Linum trigynum
Lineage: Eukaryota; Viridiplantae; Streptophyta; Magnoliopsida; Malpighiales; Linaceae
Source: the annotation of a GenBank genome assembly